AUGAGGAAGCGUACAGACUGCCAUACCUUAAUGGAGACGAUGUGGGCACAGAAAAUCAACUGGGUGUUGGUGCUACCUCUGGUUGCUAUAGGAGAAGCAGUUCUUCGCCAUUUUAAAUUUUUUAAUGGAUACUUUCCCCACUAUGAUGGAAUGGCUCUGGCUGAACGUGGUGUUUGGGGUUCUACCGUUCCGUUGAUGCUAGCUGCAAUCACAUUUGCUAUUGUCUACAUCCAUGCUUCCAUCAUUACUUUAAUCCACCGUAUACUAUGCUCUAUUUUCUCUGAAAUAAUUCCUGAAAGUAAUCUACUUGUGGGCGUUUGCCGUUUAUUAACAAUUCUGGUGCUGGUGUUAGCCACAGUUUUGGCAUAUGCAGUAUGUGGGACUAUGAGUCUCUUCCUCUGCUAUGUUGUUUAUUUCUUUAAGGUGAUUAGCAUUGGCAUAACAGCCCAAAGAUCCCAUUCAUCUGAGGACCUGCUAAAUUUAACCAUCCACCAGACGAUAUUUAUUUUCUGGCAAUGGCUCAUCUUGCUCAAUCUUCCUUCAUUUCUUGCCUGGAAUCAACAACAAGCAUAUUCACUCCACCUGUCCCCUGACCCCAGCCAAGUAAUUGGUCUCAUAGCACCUGUUUGUACUGCCCUAUUCUUCUUCUGUGAUAAAUUUGUCCUGGGGAGGUUGAGCCGAGCUUUUGUAUCAUUGGUGCUGUAUGUGUGUGUGAUACUUUCUCUUCUUUUUGGCAUCGAGAACAUCUUCCGUCUUCCUGUUUUUAUUAUGUCCGCCCUCUCCUUCCUCGGAUGUUUCAACUUCCUGAAUUCUUUGCUGCGAAUUGGGCAGCAGAAACCCAAGAGUCUGUGA
Messenger RNA from Acanthosepion pharaonis, 852 nucleotides. Lineage: Eukaryota; Metazoa; Mollusca; Cephalopoda; Sepiida; Sepiidae. The record is from the annotation of a GenBank genome assembly.